Molecule: messenger RNA, 1283 nt
Organism: Trichoderma harzianum CBS 226.95
Lineage: Eukaryota; Fungi; Ascomycota; Sordariomycetes; Hypocreales; Hypocreaceae
Exons: 1
Coding region: 51-1025 (324 amino acids)
Source: RefSeq, a predicted model, not a curated record
GCGGGGUAAAAUUUGAGAAAAUCAGCAACACAUCAGGGUCGAGCGAGAGGAUGUCUGACAAUCCAUGGGAAACAGACGAGACCAAGAGCGGUCUCGUCUCUAUUGGCAGCCACCGCUUGCAGUUGAGCGUUGCUGGGCCGCCUAGAAAGCCAAAUGAACCGGCGGUUGUCAUCAUGGCUGGUCUGACAAGCAGUGUGCUUGAAUGGCCAGCUACCAUACGUCUCUUGAGCAAAUUUGUGCGCACAUUCUCUUAUGAGCGAUCGGGAUUUGGUGCUAGCGACAACGCUCCAGCAGAAGUACAGCCUACAUCUACUAGAAUGGCACUUGAUUUGGAUCUUCUUCUCAAAGCCGCCGACAUCAAGCCGCCAUACAUCAUAAUCGCACAUUCGUAUGCAGGGAUCACGUCGCGCGAGUUCAUUCAUCUACACAAAGACAGUUUGGAUGACAUCGCUGGCGUUGUUUUUGUUGAUGCGAAUACCGAGGAGACACCGCCAACUCGGCCUGAUGAAACCAUCGAUGCGGUGCUUGGUGAGCUGGAGGGGCCGGAGGGACUGCGUAUCCGAUCUGAGAGUUGCCACAAGUUGUCUAAUGCUGAAUGGCAGGCUUUAUUGGAGGAAGAGGCUAGUGCAAGACACGAGCAAACUGCAAACGCUGAAAUAAGCUUCUACCUGGCCAGCGCUCCAGUUUUGAAAGAGAAGGGACAUCUUGAACUAGGAAAAGCGCCGUUAUUGGGAGAUCGCCCUGUGAGCGUUCUUCAAGCCAAUUACGCUCAGGACUUACAAAAGAUGUAUGACGCUGGUGUGUCCGCUGGGAAUGGCACGGAGACGCAAAGAGCUUACAUGCGUAAACUUAUUUCGGAGACUAACGAAGCCGAGGCAAAGAUGCAAAAGGAAAUGCUGAGAUUGUCUACACGGUCUGUUUUCACUUUCGUUCCAGACAGCGGCCACAGCAUCCACUUCGAGAGACCAGAUGUUAUUGCAGACCAAGUUCGAUGGGUGUUGGAUCAGCUGAAAAUCAAGAAUUAAAUCACGAUCAAUGAAUUAAAAGUUCUCAGCCCAUCUUUUUUGAUAUCUUUUAUUUGCGCCAGUUUCUAUGGCCUCGUGUUCGCUUCUAAAUAGCGCUGAAUAUGCUAUGGAUGUAGGCCUAUCAUACAUUCUCUUUGUGAUUCACUUUGGCUUGUUUCUUGAGAUCAUCCAAACCUCCCACUUCCUUUGCUCGUGCUACUUUCUCUUCGAACGUGCCCACUGCUUUCGCACUGCGCCAUGCCGGAAUGUCGCUUUCAA